AUGGAGAACGGUACAUCAUCAGAGGGCAGAGACCCAUCUACUUUCCUGAGUGAAAUCAUCGGUGCUCCUGUCACAGUGAAACUAAACUCCGGUGUUGUGUACAAAGGUUUUAUGUCUUCAAACCAGGACUACUCUUGGAUCGUAUCUAAUCUUGGCUUAGGAGAACUUCAAUCGGUAGAUGGAUACAUGAAUAUCGCUCUCGAGAAGUCCGAAGAAUAUGUGAAUGGCAAGUUAAGGCGUGUGUACGGUGAUGCUUUCGUUCGAGGCAAUAAUGGUGGGUUCAUUACCUCUUCCGCAAGCCCUCAAACCCACUGGACUGAUAUAUGUCGUUGUCAUUUGGUAUAG
This is a messenger RNA of Aspergillus melleus, 345 nucleotides long. RefSeq names its product U4/U6-U5 snRNP complex subunit LSM6 (gene LSM6). Gene Ontology annotation, cellular component: U6 snRNP; U4/U6 x U5 tri-snRNP complex; sno(s)RNA-containing ribonucleoprotein complex. Gene Ontology annotation, biological process: mRNA splicing, via spliceosome; maturation of SSU-rRNA. Lineage: Eukaryota; Fungi; Ascomycota; Eurotiomycetes; Eurotiales; Aspergillaceae. The coding region runs from base 1 to 345 and encodes 114 amino acids. The record is from RefSeq and is a predicted model, not a curated record. The transcript has a single exon. Gene Ontology annotation, molecular function: RNA binding.